Messenger RNA from Biomphalaria glabrata, 2108 nucleotides. RefSeq lists its product as uncharacterized. The transcript is spliced from 14 exons. Gene Ontology annotation, biological process: protein deubiquitination. Gene Ontology annotation, molecular function: cysteine-type deubiquitinase activity. The coding region runs from base 442 to 2010 and encodes 522 amino acids. The record is from RefSeq and is a predicted model, not a curated record. NCBI's taxonomy places the organism in Eukaryota, Metazoa, Mollusca, Gastropoda, Planorbidae.
ACGGCAGGUGUAUAAACAAUAGGAUAAAAAUUAAUAAUUGAAAUAAUGUUCUAGAUUCUAUUUAAAUCUAUAAAUAUUUUGUGUUUCCCUCUUUUUAGCUUAAAUAUAAAAAGUCUGCUAUAGAUCUAAACUAUAAGAAGUGGUUUGUAUUCUUUAUGUUGACUCUAGACGUGGGUCAGAGAAAAUCUAAGAUCUAGAUCUAGAGUAGAUCUAUUGUCUAUUGUCAAUAUCAUCGCGUCGGAGAUCUGAUACUGUCAACGUGUGACGGUUUGUUACAUUCAGUGAAAUUCAUUAAAGCCAAACAGCUCAAACCUAUAUUGAACUCGUAAAUUUGACGCUUUAUAGAGGAACAGCCAGCAGAAUACAACUAUUAACGAGGCAUUGGGAAAAAAAAGCUGAAGGGUAAAUCAACUUUGUAAACCGGUAUAUGAACAGACGAAAAUGAAAAAAGGUGAUAAAAGGAAAAAGAAAGACGGUCAAGACAAGAAGAGAGCUCCCAAGCCAGAGAGUCUGAUGAGAAGCUAUCUGAGGGGCACACUGUUGUUCGUUUACAGGGCAUUCGGAACUUAUUUGGCCACCCGGCCAACUGAUCUGAAUAUAAAAAUAGGCGAGUACUACCUGAGCCGCUUUGCCCUAGGCAAUUCAGACUUCAUCGACGGCGAGACCUUACAUGGUGGUCAAGGAAAGCUUAGGACCAGUUACCUCAGACACAUUUUUUUAGACGAGGAUCUUGAGACAUUUUUUAAGUUACUUAGGAAAUUAGGGCUAGUGGCCACCAGCUCAACUGUAAAGGAAAAAUCUUCCAUACCUAUGCCUGAAACCAAGAAUGAUCAUGCCAGAUUCUUGAAAACCCCACCUAAGAAUAAGGAGUACGAAGUCAUACAAUAUAACUUGGGAAAAGAAGCGCGGACGUUAAGCUACUGUGAAGCUGACGGGAAUUGUAUGUUUCGAGCCCUAGCGACGUUGGUACAUGCCGAUGAAUCAAAGCACCCCUACCUCAGAAGGAGCAUUGUGCAUUUCAUUCACAACUACAAAGACUAUUUUCAUCCUUACGUAGAGGAAGGGGAUGUUGAGAAACAUUUAGAAAAUAUGAAGAAAGAUGGCUACUGGGGUUCAGAAGCUGAACUGUACGCAUUAGCAACAAUUUUAAAAGCAAACAUCUAUGUCUACACGCCUAAUGCAAGCACUUACAGGUGGAUUCUGCUGGAACCGUUAUUUGAAUGUGAUACUUUAGUAACUGGUUUUGAACAAACUCAAGUCUGCAAAUACUUAACAGUGUGCUUCACCAACGGAAAUCAUUACGACUCAGUAUUGCCUGUCAAGGACUGUAAUUGUUGUUUAGCUCCUCCCAGACUGGAAGGCAAAGAAGCAUCCUCAACUUUGAGUAAAGGUCAAAACGUGAUGGACGCAUUACCCCAAUGUAGUUGUAACUUAAAGGCCUUGGACAGUAGAGAGGAACCAUUUAGCUGCCAAUUUAAAUCCACUUUUAAAAAUGAGGCAGAAGACUUGCCGUCUUCCAAACGAUCAAGUGAAGGGUGUUCUGUAGCUCCACCGAUUCCAGUGCAUUCACUUCGUGUAGAGGACCAAGCCAAGAGGAGCUUCAGUGAUGUGCUGUUUGAUGACAUCAAGAGCUUUAAGCGAACAAUAUACAACAAAGACUGUCAGGAAAAUGAAUUAAAGAAAGAAAUCAACCAAUGGAAAGACCGUUCGGAUUGGUUUGAAGCACAACUUGACAACGAGCAGCAGAAGGCGAAAGACAAGAAAGAUCGUCUUCAUAAGACAUAUGUUUCUAUGUCAUGUUGCUCAUGUACACACCAUCUUGACAGUAUUGAGAGAAGACCUUACUUGUUAGAUUGCGGACAUGUUGCGUGUGGUGUUUGCUCAGAAAAGUCCGUCCAGGAAGCACUUCUAUGUAGAACAUGUGGACAAAUCUGCCAUGCCCAAUCGGAGAAAGUCUUCGAAAUUCUUUUAAACACCAUAAUGUGGAUAGAGAAAGAACUUUUAGAUUAGUUACCAACUUAGAAGCAUUUAUUGUAAACUAAAUAAAAAUUCAUCAGGUUUCGUUAGUCUAGAUUUAAAUUUAGAAUUUUAGUUGCCUUUAAAACUAC